Messenger RNA from Eurytemora carolleeae, 926 nucleotides. RefSeq lists its product as uncharacterized. The record is from RefSeq and is a predicted model, not a curated record. The coding region runs from base 41 to 853 and encodes 270 amino acids. The transcript has a single exon. Lineage: Eukaryota; Metazoa; Arthropoda; Copepoda; Calanoida; Temoridae.
GAAAAUCCUCCAAAUUUGUUUGAAACUUAGCACGGGAAAGAUGUCAUCAUCAGAAAAUAAUUCUCAGAAAAACACAGUGGAGGGUAAUACAGAAGCUCAAGCCACACAAAAAGGUCAAGACAACCAAGCGAACCAGGAAAAACAAGAAAGUCAAGUGAGCGAUGCGGAGAAACUAGAAAAAGAGAGUUCUGAGAAGCAGGAAAGCUCUGAAAAGCAGGACAGUUCUGAAAAGGAGGACAGUUGUGAGGAGCAGGAAAACUGUGAGAAGCAGGAAAGCACUGAGAAGCAGGAUAGUUCUGGGAAGGAAGAAAGCUCUGAGAAGCAGAACAGUUCUAAAAAGCAGGAAAGUUCUGAGAAGCAGGAAAGCUCUGAAAAGCAGGACAGUUCUAAAAAGCAGGAAAGUUCUGAGAAGAAAGAAUGUUCUGAGGAGAAGGAAUGUUCGGAGAAGAAAGAAUGUCCCGAAAAUACGGAAUGUUCUGAGAAGAAGGAGAACGAGGAGAAAAGUCCUUGGUACGUAUGGACUCAGGAUUCUUCUGAGAACCAGGAGAAGGAGAAGAACUUGAAGACAGAAAAGAGUGAAGAGAAGCAGGAAAAGCCGGAAGAUGAAAAGAGUCAGGAGAAUCAGGAGAACGAGGACAGCAAGGAAAAGCCCUGGUACUUGAAAUGGACUCAGAGUUCAAAAGAUGAAGAAAGCAAAGAAAAUGCAGACAACCAAUCUGAGGAGGAAGGACAACAGAAAGCGAAAGAUGAAGAGACCACCAAGAAACCACAGAAUCAGGAAGACCAGAAGAAUAACAAGAAUGAGAAAAGUCCGUGGGAUAAGUGGACCAAGGACCCAAAGAAUGAGAAGUAGAUUUUAAAGAAGUUUUUCGUAGUUUUUUUUAUUUCCAUUAGAACACAAGAAUAAAAAGAUUAUUGUUAAAUCA